UGCUGAGGCUGUUUCCGCGGGUUCGGCGGGCUGCGGGUUCAGUGCACCCGGGAGCUGCAGGAUGGGGCCAAAGUGGGACUUGUAAGAUGUUACCCUGCCUGAAGAAAAGGAAUCCAGAGUCUCCAUUGCGGCAGGGAAGCCAGGAGGAAGAUGACUUAGACCUGGAAUCGACUAUCCAAUCAAAUCAGCCUCAGGACUUGGGGUCAGCGCCUCUGUCCUGGGGCCCCAGACACAGUGGAGCAGGUGGUUUGGAAAGUCACUCUAUGCAAGAUGCUGGAGAGCACCAAGGCAUGGAGGAUCCAGCUUUGAGCUCCAGUGUGCUCAUCCCAGACAUUGUUGCCCCCAUUUUAGAAUCUGCAGAUGUAACCAUCUCACCAGAGAUCACCCUGACGGCCUCAGAAUCUUCCCAUCCUUUGAAUAUACACUUUGGUAAAGCAAAACUCCAAGACACUGGAUUCAGGAGAGGGAAGACUUUUGCAGGGAGGCCUGGGCCAAUGGCCCAGGACGACAAGGAUGAUCCCACUGGUACCCAUGAGCCCUUUUCUGGGGAUCCUAGUGAAAAAGUCAAGGAAGAUGGAGGAAAACCUUCAAUGCUGCUUUCUGUAGAAGAGCUGCCUUCGCUUCCCAUGGGUAGCCACUCCCCAAAACCUGGAAUCCAGCUGUGGAAACUGGAAGCUCCCCCUGAUGUGGGUGCCUCCCUGCAGGAAGAGCCCCUCAGGACCCCUGCUCCCCAUGCGGAGGAAGAGACAGAGGAUGGUGGACUCUUUAUUCCCACAGAAGAGCAGGACAGUGAAGAUAGUGAGAAAAGGCGCAAAAAAAAGAAGGGCACGAAGAGGAAACGAGACGGAAGGGGCCACGAGGAAGGGACUUUGAGUUAUGAUCUAAAACUGGACGAUGUGCUCGACAGGACGUUAGAGGAUGGUGCCAAGCAGCACAAUCUCACAGCAGUCAAUGUGCGGAACAUCCUUCACGAAGUAAUCACAAAUGAACAUGUGGUAGCAAUGAUGAAAGCAGCCAUCAGCGAGACUGAGGAUAUGCCCAUGUUUGAGCCCAAAAUGACCCGCUCUAAGCUGAAGGAAGUGGUGGAAAAAGGAGUGGUAAUUCCAACAUGGAAUAUUUCACCAAUUAAGAAGGCCACUGAAGUUAAGCCUCCUCAGUUUGUGGAUAUCCACCUGGAAGAGGAUGAUUCCUCAGAUGAAGAGUAUAAGCCAGAUGAUGAGGAAGAAGACGAGACUGCUGAGGAGAGUCUGUUGGAAAGUGAUGUCGAAAGCACUGCGUCAUCACCCCGUGGAGCAAAGAAGUCCAGACUGAGGCAGUCUUCUGAGAUGACUGAAACAGACGAGGAGAAUAGUGUGUUAUCAGAGGUAGAGAAAGUCAUCAGCGUACCUGCCGUCAGGCACAUUAGUGCUGAAGUGGUGCCCAUGGGACCCCCGCCCCCUCCCAAGCCCAAGCAGACCCGGGACAGCACUUUCAUGGAGAAGUUGCACGCAGUGGACGAGGAGCUGGAUUCCAGCCCGGUCUGCAUGGAUUCUUUUCAGCCCAUGGAUGACAGUCUCAUUGCAUUCCGCACUCGCUCCAAGAUGCCUUUGAAAGAUGUGCCUCUGGGGCAGCUAGAGGCAGAGCUCCAGGCACCAGACAUCACCCCAGACAUGUAUGACCCCCAUACGGCAGACGAUGAGGACUGGAAGAAUUGGCUAGGGGGACUCAUGAAUGACGAUGUGGGCAAUGAAGAUGAGGCGGAUGAUGAUGAUGAUCCAGAAUAUAAUUUUUUGGAAGACCUUGAUGAACCGGACACUGAGGACUUCCGUACAGACCGGGCUGUAAGAAUCACCAAAAAGGAAGUGAACGAACUAAUGGAAGAGCUAUUUGAAACUGUGAGUGAAGACCCUGGGUUCCAAGAUGAGAUGGGAUUCUCCAACAUGGAAGAUGAUGGCCCGGAAGAGGAGGAGCGUGUGACUGAGCCUCGUCCCAACUUUAACACCCCUCAAGCCCUCCGAUUUGAGGAACCUCUGGCGAACUUGCUAAAUGAGCAACAUCGUGCAGUGAAGGAGCUCCUGGAGCAGCUGAAGAUGAAGAAAUCAUCAGCCAAGCAGCAGCAGGAGGUGGAGAGGGUGAGGCCCCCAGAGGAGAAAGUUCAGCAGACGCUGAUUCUGGACCUGGCGCAGAGGAAGCGCCUCCAGCAGCAGAUGCAGCAGCACGUUCAGCUCUUGACUCAGAUUCACCUUCUCGCCACUUCUAACCCCAAUCUCAGCUCGGAGGCCACCACCACCAGGAUAUUUCUUAAAGAGCUGGGAACCUUUGCGCAAAGUUCCAUCGCCCUUCACCAUCAGUUCAACCCCAAGUUUCAGACCUUGUUCCAACCCUGUAACCUGCCAGGAGCCAUGAAGCUCAUCGAAGACUUCAGCACUCAUGUCAGCAUUGACCGGAGUCCUCGGAAGACUGGCAAGAAGACUGCCUCUGAAUUUCCUUGUUUGCCAAAGCAAGUGGCUUGGAUUCUGGCCACAAACAAGGUGUUCAUGUAUCCUGAACUGCUUCCCGUGUGCUCGCUGAAGGCCAAGAAUCCCCAGGAUAAGAUUUUAUUCACCAAGGCUGAAGACAAUUUGUUAGCUUUAGGACUGAAGCACUUUGAAGGGACGGAGUUGCCCAAGCCACUGAUCAGCAAAUACCUCCUUACCUGCAAGACUGCUCAGCAGCUGACAGUGAGAAUCAAGAACCUCAAUAUGAGCAGAGCUCCCAACAACAUCAUUAAAUUUUACAAGAAGACCAAGCAACUGCCCAUCUUGGUGAAGUGCUGUGAAGAGAUCCAGCCCCAUCAGUGGAAGCCACCCAUUGAGCGCGAGGAACACCGGCUUCCAUUCUGGCUAAAGGCCAGCCUGCCAUCCAUACAGGAGGAGCUGCGGCACAUGGCCAAUGGGAGCAGGGAUACCUCAGGCCUGAUGGAGCCCGCGAAGGUCAAGGUAGAACCAGGUGUAGAAAAUGGCAGCUCUGAGCAGGGGUCGCUGGAGAGUGAGAGCCACUAUCCUCUGCUGCUGCCCAAAGGUGUUGUCCUGAAGCUGAAGCCAGUGGCUAACCAUUUCUCCAGGAGGGCGUGGAGACAGAAGCGAUCAUCCGUGGUCAAGCCCUUCCUCACCCGACCCAUCAUCCCAUCCCUGCAGCCCAGCCCCAGCUCUGGGAGAGUCCCAGCCAGGUCCGCCCUGUCGGAAGCCGCCCCCAGCAAAAUGGUGGUGCAGAUCCCACAACUCCUGCAGACUGAGACCCUUUUACAGCCCUUGCCAGCGGGGCCUCCCCUGGGCAUUGCUGGGGCAGAGUCUCUCACAGCACUGCCAGCUGUGCCCCCUGAGGCUAGGAGCAGCUUCCCUCUGUCCGAACCUCAGCCCCUGCUCUCAUCGGCCCCACUGCCCAAGGUCCUACUGCCUUCUCUAGCCCCAUCCAAAUUCCGGAAGUCAUGCGUGAAGCGGAGAGGUACCAGGAGGAAGGGGACCAAGACCUCUUUGUGUCUGAAGGCGGCCCCCCUCAUUCACACUGCUCCUGUGAUCUUCACUGUUCCCGCUACCACUGUCAAGGUUGUGAGCCUUGGCAGUGGCUGUAAUGUCCUUCAGCCCGUGAGUGCCGCAGUGGCCCAGAGCUCUCCACCCAUUCCCAUCACCACCCUCCUGGUGAACCCUACGUCCUUCCCCUGCCCCCUGAGCCAGCCCCUCAUGGCCUCAUCUAUCCCGCCACUGAUUGUGUCUGGCAACUCCGUGAAUCUGCCUGUUCCAUCCAAUCCUGAAGAAAAGGCCCCGGUGAAUGUGGACCUGGGCUGUCCCACAGGGGAAGGGAAAAUCACCUUCCCUGGCCUGCAGCCCAAACCUGAACCCCAGGAGGAGCAAGCUCUGCUCUGUGUGCCCAUCCUCCCCAAAGAGGAGCAGAGCCCAGCGCCCGUGCCUGCUGCCAGCAUGUGCCACUCUGACCCACCGGAGAGCAGUGCCUAUGGCUGGACAGUUGUAAAGACAGAGACAGGAAGGCCUGCCCUGGACCUGCCGACGGAUGUCUUUCCAGAACCACAACACUCACCCCGGGGGGAUGUGGACAUCACGGUCAAGGUGGAGCCGAAAGAGCCUGGGGAGGAGCCGUCCGGGGCCCUCCCCGAGCAGGACACCAGCGGGGAGAUGAGUGAAGAACAUCCCAUGGAACUGGACACCAACACCGGCUUUCCACAGGAGCAGGCAGGGGCUGCCAGUGAGGGCAGCGGACAGGCAGAUGCACAGGAGGAAGAGCAGAGCCAGUCAGCUGGCGAAGGGACUCUGGGCGAGGUGAGUCGGAAAUCUCCAGGCAGCGGUGCUACCUUCUGCGCAGACCAUGAUGGGGCACUGAGCAGCUCCCCUGGGAGGCCAGAAGAUGUGGCCAGCAUUGAUGGCCAGUCAGAGGAGACCCCUGUGGGGCCCGAAACUGGAGGCGAGAAGGAGGGUCCUGAAGAGGAAGAGGAGGAAGACUUGGAUGACCUCACCCAGGACGAGGAGGAUGAGAUGUCUUCAGCUUCUGAGGAGUCUGUGCUGUCCGUCCCAGAGCUCCAGGAAACCAUGGAGAAACUGACUUGGCUGGCCUCAGAACGGCGCAUGAGUCAGGACGGUGAGUCGGAGGAAGAGAACUCUCAGGAAGAGAACUCAGAGGCCGAAGAGGAGGAGGAGGAAGAGGCAGAAGGUCUGGAGAACCUCCAAAAGGAGAUGCAGGACGAUGUCCUCAGACACCCCGCUGCCACACCCCCAGCCCCCUUUCCAUCACCACCAAUUCCUCCUGAGGUGCAGUGCAGCGGGACCCCUCCAGGACAGCACAUCAAGGCCACUGGCAAGGGCCGGAGCAAACACCGAACUCGGAACAGGAGGGCAAGUCGGGCCCGAGCCAGCAAGGACACAUCCAAACUUCUGCUGCUCUACGAUGAGGACAUUCUGGAGCGCGACCCGCUCCGGGAACAGAAGGACCUGGCCUUUGCGCAGGCGUAUCUCACUCGGGUACGAGAAGCCUUGCAGCACAUACCUGGAAAAUACGAGGACUUCCUUCAGGUCCUUUAUGAGUUUGAGUCCAGUGCACAGAGGCAGACAGCGGUGGACCUCUACAAAAACCUGCAAACUCUGCUCCAGGACUGGCCGCAGCUGUUGAAGGAUUUUGCUGCAUUCUUGCUGCCUGAGCAAGCUCUGGCUUGUGGCUUAUUUGAGGAGCAGCAGGCUUUUGAGAAGAGUCGCAAGUUUCUUCGGCAGCUGGAAAUUUGCUUCGCAGAGAACCCAUCACACCACCAAAAGAUCAUCAAGGUCUUACAAAGUUGUGCGGACUGCCUGCCCCGGGAGAUCCUGGAGCUCAAGACACAGAUGUGGCAGCUCCUCAAGGGCCAUGACCAUCUCCAGGAUGAGUUUUCUGUCUUUUUCGACCAUCUGCGCCCUGCAGCCAGCCGGAUGGGUGACUUUGAAGAGAUCAACUGGAGUGAGGAGAAAGAGUAUGAGUUUGAUGGCUUUGAAGAAGUGGCACUGCCUGAUGUUGACGAGGAAGAGGAACCUCCCAAGAUGCCCACAGCCUCAAAGAGCAAAAGGAGGAAGGAGAUUGGAGUCCAGAAUCCUGAUAAGGAGGCCGAUUGGCCAGAUGGGAUCAAAGACUGCGUCUGUCUCUGCCACGAAGGAGGCCCUGAUUCCAAGCUGAAGAAGAGCAAGAGGAGAAAUUGCAGCCAUUGCAGCAGCAAGGUCUGUGACAACAAACUAUACAAGAGCAAGGAGCCCCCUGAGUUGGUGGGCAGUAGCCCCCACCGAGAGGCCAGCCCAAUGCCUGGGACCAAGGAAGUUGGAUCAGGGAAGGACAUGAUAGAGGAGGAUCUGGAGGCCACCCCGAGCAGGACCAGCAGAAACCCCAGAAAGGGAGAUUUGCCCGUGGCAGGAAUGGCAGUGGGGAGUUCUUUGCUUUCCCCCCAAGAAGUGAUGCUUACAGACCAGCUUCUCCAGGAAGGCCAACCCCCUGGCUCCCCCGAGACUCCUGAGCUGCCUGCUACAACUCAGAGUAUGCCCCGUGCCGAGAGGAAGGAGCAGGAUGUGUCUGAGCUGUUUGCCUGCCCCUCGGUGUCCUCCAGGCCUGCAGACGAGCAGGCAGAGCGGGAAGCCACAGCACCCUUGCUGGCCUGGGAUGCAUCGGCCACGGAACAGCUGCGUAGUGCUGUGGAACACCCCCCUUCCUCCCCGGGCCUCGUUUGCCCCAGGACCACAGAUUGUGGGGCAAGUCCAGGUCUUGGGAAGGCAGGUUCUCCAGAGAGCAGGCUGCCAACAGGAGGGGCAUCCUCUGGGGUGUCCCCUCUCCGGGAAGCAUCAGGUGGGGACUCUCCAGCCCCUUCUCCCAGAGACUUGACAGGGGAUGUAGCCAAGGACAGUGGGAUGUGGGGCAAGAGCCUUGAGGGGGAGCAGCCGCCCAAGGCAGCCGAAGCCACGGUAUGCGCCAACAACAGCAAGGUCAGCUCCACCGGGGAGAAGGUGGUGUUGUGGACCAGGGAGGCCGACCGAGUGAUCCUCACUAUGUGUCAGGAGCGGGGGGCCCAGCCACAGACGUUCAGCAUCAUCUCUCAGCAGCUGGGGAACAAGACCCCUGCGGAGGUUUCCCACCGCUUCCGUGAGCUUAUGCAGCUCUUCCACACGGCAUGUGAGGCCAGCUCUGAGGACGACGACGAUGCCGCCAGCACCAGCAACACCGACCAGCUGUCGGACCACGGGGACCUUCUGUCUGAGGAGGAGCCUGAUGAGUAAGACGCGGAG
Messenger RNA from Suncus etruscus (white-toothed pygmy shrew), 6761 nucleotides. RefSeq names its product gon-4 like (gene GON4L). NCBI's taxonomy places the organism in Eukaryota, Metazoa, Chordata, Mammalia, Eulipotyphla, Soricidae. Gene Ontology annotation, cellular component: nucleus. Gene Ontology annotation, biological process: regulation of DNA-templated transcription. The record is from RefSeq and is a predicted model, not a curated record. Gene Ontology annotation, molecular function: transcription coregulator activity. The transcript is spliced from 32 exons. The coding region runs from base 87 to 6752 and encodes 2221 amino acids.